This is a messenger RNA of Colossoma macropomum (tambaqui), 614 nucleotides long. RefSeq names its product DELTA-stichotoxin-Hcr4a-like. Gene Ontology annotation, biological process: monoatomic cation transport; cytolysis in another organism; pore complex assembly. The record is from RefSeq and is a predicted model, not a curated record. NCBI's taxonomy places the organism in Eukaryota, Metazoa, Chordata, Actinopteri, Characiformes, Serrasalmidae. Gene Ontology annotation, molecular function: channel activity. Gene Ontology annotation, cellular component: pore complex. The coding region runs from base 1 to 594 and encodes 197 amino acids. The transcript has 2 exons.
AUGAGUCCUGCAGGAGCUUCAGUAUCAGCUGCUUUAAAUGGCGUGUCCCUGGUCAGCAGCACUGUUGAGCAAGUAUCCCGGAGCAUAGGCACGUGGAGAAAUGUCAGCAUUCAAAUCACCAAUUACAGCGAUAAGUACAUCUUAACAGAUCCAAGGACCUACACCUCCAGUGGAUACUGUCACAAUCCUCCACAACCUACCAUCACAGGAAAGAAACAAGAAUCAUGCUCAUUUUCCAAAACUGACUACGCAUCCUGUGGUUCUGCUGGGGUCCUGACGUACAACAUCCUCAAUAAUAGAACAAACCAUGUCGGUGAACUGGCCAUCAUGUUCUCUGUGCCUUUUUCCUACAGCUUGUAUGAAAACUGGUUUGCUCUUGGCAUUUAUGAACCAGGCAUUUCAUGUGGUGAUAAUCUAUUCAAACAGAUGUAUUAUAGAGACAGCGGUCCCUUCAGAAGAGAGAAAGGUACUGGGAGCUCCAUAACAUAUUCUGGAAAAGGAGCUCUGGUGAAGGGAACAAUGUCUGCUUUUGGCCAAUCGAUCAUUAAGGUUGAAUUGUGGGAUGAGGGUCUUGCUGCCUUGUACUCAAACUGAAGAGGCAAACUGACCCAGGU